This is a messenger RNA of Calypte anna (Anna's hummingbird), 2577 nucleotides long. RefSeq names its product gypsy retrotransposon integrase 1 (gene GIN1). The record is from RefSeq and is a predicted model, not a curated record. Gene Ontology annotation, molecular function: nucleic acid binding. Bases 258 to 1862 code for a protein of 534 amino acids. Lineage: Eukaryota; Metazoa; Chordata; Aves; Apodiformes; Trochilidae. Gene Ontology annotation, biological process: DNA integration. The transcript has 9 exons.
CGAGGUGCAAGGGCCGCCGCUACACUCACCCGGCAGGGCAGAGGCCGGGCUAGCGGCCUGCGAGCCCGGUGACCGCUUAUGCCGAUACCUCUCCUGGAGCAGAAAAGAUCAACAUGAGCCUACAACUGUCAAGUUCACCACGAGACCAGGUCCUUAAGCACCACAGCUACACACCUUUGAAAUACCUCCAGAAGUAGCAACUCAGCCACUUCUCUGGGCAACCUGGCAGCCUGUUCCAGUGCUUGACAUCCCUUUUCAUGAAGAAAAGUUUCCUAAUAACCAAUCUAAACCUCCCCUGGUGCAACUUCAGGCCGUUUUCACUUUUUACCUGGGAGAAGAGACCAGCACCUUCUUUGCUACGACCUCCUAUCAGGUUAGCAAUGGUCCGUAGUGGAAAAAAUGGUGGGCUCCACCUGAAGCAGAUUGCAUACUACAAGCGAACAGGGGAGUAUCAUCCUACAACAUUAUCAAGUGAAAGAAGUGGAAUCAGGAGAGCAGCCAAAAAAUUUGUUUUCAAAGAAAAUAAAUUGUUCUAUGUUGGAAAAGACAGAAAACAAAUGCGCCUGGUAAUUGUUUCAGAUGAAGAGAAGAAAAAUGUGCUUGAGAAAUGCCACGAAAAUGCUGCUGGCACUCAUCAUGGCAUAUCAAGGACACUGACUUUAGUGGAAUCUAAUUACUACUGGACCUCUGUAACAAAUGACGUCAAGCAGUGGGUGUAUGCUUGCCAGCGUUGCCAAAUGGCAAAGAAUACAACCACAACAGCAUCCAAACCACACCCUAUCAAAGCAGAGGAUCCAUGGACAGCAGUCAGUAUAGACCUAAUGGGACCUUUUAGUGUUACCAACAGAAGCCACAAGUAUGCCAUAAUUAUGACAGAUUUGUUUACAAGAUGGGCUGUUAUCUUGCCACUGCAUGAUGCAUCAGCAGCUGAAAUUGCUAAGGCAAUCAUAACUAUGUUUUUCUCAUAUGGGCCACCUCAAAAAAUGCCUAUUGAUAAAGGGAAAGAAUUUGUUUAUCAGAUAAAUGAAGAACUAUUUGCACUGUUUGGAAUGAAAGAAAUUGUACUGUCUUAUCCUCAGACAGAUGAUGUAAAAGAAAGAACAUGCAAGACAAUCAAAGCUUUCCUUAACAAAUACUGCACAGACCAUCCAAAUGAUUGGGAUGAGCAUUUGUCUGCUAUUGCCUAUGCUUUCAAUUUGACAAAUUUGGAGCCAGAUCAAAACAUUCCAUAUUUCCAAAUGUUUAAUCGUAACCCACAUGUUGUUGAGCCAUUGAAUACAUGCGUGGAAGGAAAAUACAGUAUGUUUGCCAAAAUAUUUGAAGCAACUAAAAAAGCCAAUAAAGAACUGGAAGAAGAAAAAACCUCAAAUUGCCAGGUGAUGAAAAAUACUUCAGAUGAACAAAAAACCAGAAACAAGAUCACUGUCAAAAGGAAGCCAGAGCAACUAAAUACCCCUCAGCUUAAAGUUGGUCAUGAAGUCCUCAGGCAAAAAAAAAAUUGGUGGAAAGAUGGUCGUUUCCAAUCAGAAUGGAUUGGUCCUUGUGUUAUAGAUUAUAUCACAGAUAAAGGCUGUGCAAUAUUAAGAGAUGUCACAGGAUCCAGGUUGAAAAGACCCAUCAAGAUGUCUCACCUCAAGCCAUAUAUAAGAGGGUCCAGUGGAAAAGGUAAUCAUUAUUUUUUACGAGGUGCAGUAGUUGUUGACCAUGACUAUAUUGGCUUAUCUGAACCAUCCUGUAAUCCAAGCCAACAAGACUCUGUUGCUGAAGGAGAAAUAAAUGCCUACACAAAAGAUGUCAUGUCUGCUGUGCAGAUGCUACCUGCAGCCUGCGAAGACCAAGAAUCAGAAGAUGAUAAACGCUAGUCUGGGCUGACAGAAAAUCAUGGAAUUGAAUCAAAAGAUGCAACACUGGAGCAACAGCCUUCUCCUUGUUGGACACUUUAGUCCUAGACCGACUAUAUUUAAGCAUAGUUUCACGUCACCAUUUCAUUGCCAGUUUGGAAAUUCUGUGGCAGACUGAAAAAAAAUGUGUUAGCUCCAAAAUCCACUGCAAAAUUGAGUUUAUUACUUUAUAAGAGGACAGCAGGUGUCCACUAUUCAUUUGUAUUGGCAAUAAAAAGGAAUUGCUCUGUUAAAAAAACAUAAGCACAAUGUAGUAGAAGUGUAAAUUCUGCUACUGUAUGAAUUUAAGAACACUGUAGGUGUCCAGUCAUUGUUUUAUGUGGGCUUUUAGAAGCAGUCACUUGAUGACCAAAAGUACAGGCACAACCUAGUAAAAAAAUGCGUUCUCAUCGUGCAUUUGAAUUUCAGAUUUUGUAGGUGAAAUGGCAGAGUAGCUGUACUUUACUGUUGCCCUGUCAGGAUACAAUGCAUCAUUUUAUUUAUUGGCCUUAUUGUUGAUCCUUAGAUGACUCACUCUUUAUGUGCAGAGAUACUGUGGAAUGAAUAUGAUCUAAGAAACUUGUUUUAAAUUUUGUCUCCACCGUGGAGAAGCUCAUGUCCUUCUUUUGUUGUUCUAAAAGAGUUUCCUAUUCUUUCUGAGAAGAAACAAGGUCUUGACUUUCACAACAUUAAGUUU